Molecule: messenger RNA, 2547 nt
Organism: Anarrhichthys ocellatus (wolf-eel)
Lineage: Eukaryota; Metazoa; Chordata; Actinopteri; Perciformes; Anarhichadidae
Product: prostatic spermine-binding protein-like
Exons: 1
Coding region: 2066-2482 (138 amino acids)
Source: RefSeq, a predicted model, not a curated record
UGUGUGUGUGUGUGUGUGUGUGUGUGUGUGCACAUGCACUGUUUCAGCCUGAGAAGACUUCACCACAGAAACCUGUUUUUCAUUCACUGGUUAAUUUACGCAUGUUCUCGCGUCGUCUUUCUAUAGAAAAAACACUUUUAUUUUACUACUUUGUUUAUCUGCGUCUGUAGAACAUCUUCACAUUGAUACGGUUCCUCUUUAGGAGCGCGUGGGGCAGCAGAACGUCUUCACGUCGAUACGGUUCCUCUUUAGGAACGCGUGGGGCAGCAGAACGUCUUCACGUCGAUACGGUUCCUCUUUAGGAACGCGUGGGGCAGCAGAACGUCUCCACGUCGAUACGGUUCCUCUUUAGGAACGCGUGGAGCAGCAGAACGUCUUCACGUUGAUACGUCAGUUUGUUUCCAGUUAAAGCAGCUGGAACAGAAACCCAUCAGAUCUCCAUGUAAACCAAUUAGCAACAAGUAAUCAAGGAACCUCUGAAGCUCAUUAGGGGGUUGUUUACCCAGUGUAUGUGUGUGUGUGUGUGUGUGUGUGUGUGUGUGUGUGUGUGUGUGUGUGAUUGUUUAUUCUGUUAAAGAAUUAACUGAUUUAUUCAGAGUCUCAGUUCUAACAAACACAAAGGAGGACGGAUGACAGACAGAAAGACGAGGAGCGUCUCGUCGCCAUGUUUUCUCAGCACAAAAGGUGUAAAAACCAACAUAGGAACCAGUCCAGACUCUUCCUCCUCCUCUUCAUCAUGUCUCCAUAAGUGUGAUGAAAUAAUAACUCCAGGUUUGUCUCUCAGCUGACUGAAUAAAGCUUUACUUUAACAACUGGAAUAAGAAUCAUGAACAAAACAAAAGAUCAGGAGCGUUUUAACUUUGACUUUCUGUCUGAGUGUCUGCCGCCUCGGGUGUGUUGGAUCUAUCCUCCUGUCCGUCCCUCUCUGCUGCACGUGUGUGUGUGUGUGUGUGUGUGUGUGUGUGUGUGUGUGUGUGUGUGAGAAGCAGCAGAGAAGGAAAUUAAACCCUGAGUGGCCCGGGUCCAAGAUGGCCGCCACGCCCUAGUAGCCGUGGCGAUGGAGGGCUGCUAAUGAGCGCGCUCGGCCAUCGGGUUCACGUCUGUUUGAGACGUUUGCUGUUUGUUUGUCUGUUAAACAUCUCAUCUUUGGACACAUUAAAGAACUGUGGUGUCCAAACACCCUGAAUGGUUUCCUGUGUAUUCUGUGGUAAAUGAAGGGUUAAUUAAAUGUAUUUUUAAGGGAUUGUUGUGUUUUACUGCUGAAGGAAAUAUAAAAUACCAAAUGUGGCACCAGUUCCUCAAAGGUUUCUCACUUCUGUGAUGGUGAAUUCAACAUCUCUCAGCAGGUUCACUUCAUAGUAGAUGGUUGCAGCCUGACAGUCAGACUGUUCUCCUGUGAUGGAAUGAUACGACUUUACUCAGAGCAAAGAGCACAAACUACAACAACUACUGUGAGAAGCCUUUAUGUUUGUGUCUCUUUGUGGUUGUUUUUGUCUCUUUGUGGUUGUUUUAAGCUCUUUUAUCUCUUUGUUGUGGUUGUGUCUUUUUCUAGUGUUUUUGUGCUCUUCAUAGCAGCAGAACGUCCAAAACCUUAAAACUGAACAAAGAUAGAGAGAGAGGUGUCUGUAAUUAGAGCACUACUGUUAACUCAGCAACACGACACACACUGUAACACACACACACACACACAAACUCCCCGAUGACCUGGUGUGUCCAGGUUCAGGACUGUGUCGCUGAUUCAGGACUUUACCUUUUCCUCUUUUGUGUGUGUGUGUGUGUGUGUGUGUGUGUGUGUUACAGUGUGUGUGUGUUCAGGUGCAGUCAGCUCUUUGUUCUGUCUCGUCAGGCUUUUAAUGAAGCUCACAGAUUAAACACAGAGUGAAGUCAGGUGUGUGUGUGUUGAGGGUCCUCAGUGAGUUAAUUAUCUCUCUUCAAACCUCUGAGACUUCCUGUCUUUAUUUCUUCUCUCCAUCUUUUCUUGUUUCUUCUUUUUGUCAUCUCAGACAAGUUCGGAACAAAGACGUUAAAGACGCUAACGACGCUAAAGGCGAUAACAACGAUAAAGAUGUUAAAGACAAUAAAGACGCUAAAGACAAUAAAGAAGCUAACUACGAUAAAGACUAUGACGACGAUGAAGACUAUAAUGACGAUAAGAACUUUAACGACGAUAAACGACGACGACGAUAAAGACGAUGACGACGAUAAAGGGGAUGACGACGAUGAAGACGAUAAUGAUGAUAAGAACUUUAACGACGAUAACGACAUUAACGAAGAUAGUGACGAUAAAGACGCUAACGACGCAAAAGACAUUAAAGACGAUGACGACGAUAAAGACACUAAAGACGAUAAAGACACUAAAGACGAUGACGACACUAAAGACGAUGACGACGAUAAAGACGAUAAAGGCGACGAUGACGAUAAAGACGAUAAUGAUGAUUGCGAUGAUGAAAUCAUCCGGGCGUUUUAUGUUUUAUCAGAAUAAAUAUACCUGGAUCUCAAUGAGGCUUCAGCCUUUUUUUAAAAGUUAAAACACAUCAGAACACUGUG